This is a messenger RNA of Trichechus manatus latirostris (Florida manatee), 1758 nucleotides long. RefSeq names its product G kinase anchoring protein 1 (gene GKAP1). Bases 386 to 1489 code for a protein of 367 amino acids. Gene Ontology annotation, biological process: signal transduction. Gene Ontology annotation, cellular component: Golgi apparatus. The record is from RefSeq and is a predicted model, not a curated record. Lineage: Eukaryota; Metazoa; Chordata; Mammalia; Sirenia; Trichechidae. The transcript is spliced from 13 exons.
GCCCCGGCGUCCGCCGAGCCGUUAGUGCCAGUGUCCUGCCCGCGGGGCCGACGCUCGAUCCCCGCCCGGCGCGAGCCCGCCACCGCUCCUCUCGACGCUUGACCCAUCCCAGUCCCAACGCCCAGUGCGGCCGCCCCAAGAGCCGCGGGAGCGGUAGCGGCGCGGGGAGGAGGGAGAGGUGGGCCGAGCUGGCGGCCGGGGAGGCCCGGUUUUCAAGCCUCCUCUCUACCGGAGUUACUAGGUCUCAUCCAGCUGUAUUUCUUUCUCUGUGUACUUUAUGCGAAUAAGUUUUGGAGCAUCUGUUAACAGCUUAUGGGUGAAAUUUGGCUUUCAUUCAUGAACGAGAUAUUAUUCUUGACAGAAGUAUUUUAAAAGAAAAAUCUUUAUGAUGGCCUCAGCAGUACUUAGUUCUGUUCCCACCACUGCUUCUCGUUUUGCUCUGCUACAAGUAGAUAGUGGCAGUGGUUCUGAUUCUGAGCCUGGAAAAGGCAAAGGUCGGAAUACUGGAAAGUCUCAAGCUUUGGGAAGUAAAUCAGCUACAAAUGAGAAAAAGAGAGAGAAAAGAAGAAAAAAGAAGGAACAGCAACAGAGUGAAGCAAAUGAGCUUAGAAAUCUUGCUUUUAAGAAAAUUCCGCAGAAAUCCUCCCAUGCCGUUUGUAACACUCAGCAUGAGCUUUCGUUGUCCAACCCAGUACAGAAGGAUUCACGAGAAGAAAAUUGGCAAGAGUGGAGACAAAGAGAUGAGCAGCUGACAUCUGAAAUGUUUGAAGCAGACCUUGAGAAGGCAUUGUUGCUAAGUAAAUUAGAAUAUGAAGAGCACAAAAAGGAAUAUGAAAAUUCUGAAUAUUCCUCAGCUCAGUCAAAGGGUAUGAAUAAAAAAGAUAAAAGGAAGAAUCAUCAGGGAAAAGACAAACCUCUCACAGUAUCACUAAAAGAUUUUCAAUCUGAAGAUCAUGUUAGUAAAAAGUCUGAGGAAUUGAGUUCUUCUCAGACUUUAUCACAUGAUGGAGGAUUCUUCAAUAGACUGGAAGAUGAUGUUCAUAAAAUUCUUAUUAGAGAAAAAAGAAGAGAACAGCUAACAGAACAUAAUGGAACAGAUAAUUGUACAACUCAUGAACACAACCAGGAAGUGGUUCUGAAAGAUGGAAGAAUUGAAAGACUAAAGUUGGAACUUGAAAGAAAAGAUGCUGAAAUCCAGAAACUGAAAAAUGUGAUCACUCAGUGGGAGGCAAAGUAUAAAGAAGUAAAGGCAAGAAAUGCACAGUUAUUGAAAAUGCUUCAGGAAGGUGAAAUGAAAGAUAAAGCAGAAAUACUUCUGCAAGUUGAUGAAUCACAAAGUAUCAAGAAUGAGCUAACCAUACAGGUGACUUCACUUCAUGCUGCAUUAGAACAAGAAAGAUCUAAAGUGAAAGUAUUACAAGCAGAAUUAGCCAAAUACCAGGGUGGCAGAAAAGGGAAAAGAAACUCUGAAUCCGACCAGUGUAGGUGAUUAACAUUUGAGGUCAACACAAAAGUUAAAACUUUCAGGUUUUACAAAAAUGUAUAUAUUUAAUGCUGUGCAACUGCUAAACUAUGCAGUUUUUGUUGAAGAAACUAAAAAUGACUAGCUCACUAAUAGUCUAUAAUUUUAUGUUCUUUUGGCUUAAAGUGAGAAGAAGAAAAAUACAAUUUCAGCAGAACUCAGUGAUUAUUGUUUACUGUCCAUACUUCUUAUCACUUUAGUUUUUCAUCCAUCAAUAAAAUUUACUCUUCCACUAA